UAAUCAGAACUAGAUAACUGACUACACGCAUACGAAACGGGCUUUUCUCCAGGGCUCAUCAGGCCAUUCGCAUGUUUUUUCAGUUUUUUAAUUAAAAAUCAACAAAACCACAAGCAUUUUACAAGGUAAGACCAAUCAAAUCCCUUUCAAAUAUAGUCGCGCUAUUCAUAACCACCGCAAGAGACGACGUGACCCCGCCGCUCUCCAUCAAUUGACCAAAUGUGGAUGCAUGAUAGCCAAUUCAUGAUUUCAGAUCAUUGGUACCGGCCAUCUUGGCUAUGGUUAUGGAAAUUACGGUUUUAAGGGUUUCAAAUCGCGCUCCAUUUUCUCUAUGUUCAAAACGCAGAGACUGGGACACCAUAACGACAGGCCACAAACAAGAAGCGGAGAAACAUCAAAACAUGGUCAUUAAUGCAAAUUCUUUUGCAAAGACCAUAUGCUCUAUAUGCUACGAUGAUCUCAAGCCAAUCGUCGAAGAUCUCCAAGCCAUCUCAAUCUGCGGUCACGUCUUCCAUGAACUCUGCCUGCAGCAAUGGUUCGAGUACUGCUCAAAUUCAAAGAAGUGCAGUUGUCCUGUGUGCAAGCAGAGCUGCACUGGAAGCAACGUGGCCCGGCUUUAUUUUCAAUCAUUAGGAGAUCAAAACGAAUCGGUCUUGUCUCAGAAGGUGAUUGAAUGCAAAGAGGAUCCUGAGCUGUUGCGUGGAGAAGUUAAGAGGUUGGAGGUGAAAGUGACCGGUCUCACUUCAAAUUUGGAGCGUCAAGACAAGGAAAUUAAUCAGCUCAAUGAGGAGUUGGAUCUUAGCAAGGGCCAGUUAAAGAAAGAAGUCGCAUUGAAGAAUGAUGUGAUGGGACAAAAAUCUGCAAUUCAGCAGUUGCUUCUUCUGAAAUCUGAGGAGCUUGAUAAUGUGAAGUUGGAGUGCUUAAAGCUGCAAGACAGGAACAUGGCCUUAGCCAAAGAGCUUGCAGCAUUGAAACUGGUUUCAAAUUUGAACCUGGAGGAAGAUGAAAUUUUAAAGUUUGCAUCUUUUGGGAAUGAAGCCAGUAACACAGAUACCAUAGAUGUCUUAAGGAAGUCAUUGGUUGUUCGAAAUAAGAGUUACAAAGAAUUGAUGUCCAAGUGCAAUCAACUUGGAAGGGGAGAGGCACGUUAUUGUAAAAAGCUUGAGAAGGCAAAAGAAAAGAUAAGCAAACUGAAGACAAGGAUCCAAGAAUUUGAGAUGACUGUUGAAGUAAAAGACAAUGAAGCUUUGAAGGCCUUAAAAGCCUCUAAGAAGGUUCAUUGCAAAGAGGUUACUCUGAAUGGUGCUAAUGAUAACUCGAGUGCUUUACUCUCCAGCCUUUUUGCCUCAGAAAAUAAGAAGGAAAAACAUUUUAAAUCUGCAUCCAUAUCAGAUCAAACUGGAAACUUUAACAGUGAUCAAGGAAAUCUUAAUAUCAUUAGUGGUAUUCUUGCUGAUUCCAUCAAAGAAUGUGCUAGUAUUAUGGCUCUUAAUAAGGAGAUAGGUACUUCAACUGUAAUGGAAGAGGCUCCUUUCGAACAUCCUUCAGUGCAUGUAUUGUCAGAUACUGAUUUAGAACAUCCACUUAGUGGAGAUGUGAAGUCUAUCCUUGCAAAAUCAGAAAUACUUUCUGACAUUAACAGCAAAGCUAAAGUGAAUGGAACAGCUAACCCAGGUGGGAAAUUGUAUACAAGACCUUGCACUGGUACUGAUAAAGGCAAUAUGUCGGCUGCUUCUACUGAAGAUGAAGUCAUGUUGGUUAAUGAUGUCAGAUAUGUUCGGCCUAUGCUCAACAUAAGAAAAGAAUCCCCAUCUGUUUCAGUUUCCAAACCAGGGGAUAUAUGCUUUUCCAGUGGAUUGCUGGGUCCUGAUGGAACAAACCGGUAUUUGGGGAAAUGGUGCAAGCGCAGUCGAAAUAAGGAACCAUCAGCCUUGCAUAGUGCAAGUACAAGUAGUGGUGAUUUAAUUGCAGUUGGAUCUGAUGGGAGAGGUGGUAGAAUCAAAGUUUUGAGGUCCCUGAAUGAAUCCCCAUUGGAUGCUAAGGAGAGUUCUGUGGCUGCAAAGAGAUGCAAAUAUGGAGCCAAAGCAAGCAAUUUGCAGUCUCAAGGUUGUUUGCAAAUAGAACACUUCUUUGGGAGGGCCACACAGUAAUCAAAGGUGUGUAUGUCUCAGUUGUAGUUUCUUGUGGCUGAGAAGAAAAGAAUGCAUCCCAGUCAUGUUUGUAUAUUUGGAAGAAAUACUAAAAGAAGUCAAGGGCCUUCUUCUCUUGCUCAAUUUUCCUACCUCCUGGCCUUUCAUAAUUUUUGUUUUGGUAACGAAAAGGGCAAGAGCUCCUGAACUUCCAUAAUUUAAUUAAGCAGCAAAGGGGUUGAUGCGCUCUGCACUUUAACCCCUCUGCCAUUGCCAUUUCAAAACGUUAUUCAACAUUAUUAGGAUCGCGUUGCUCAGCUUUUUGAAGAAAGAGCUUUUGUACUGUUUUGAUGUAUAUAGUAUUUGUUACUUUAUGAAUCUUAUUUUGUUUA
Molecule: messenger RNA, 2521 nt
Organism: Ricinus communis (castor bean)
Lineage: Eukaryota; Viridiplantae; Streptophyta; Magnoliopsida; Malpighiales; Euphorbiaceae
Exons: 10
Coding region: 279-2150 (623 amino acids)
Source: RefSeq, a predicted model, not a curated record